UUGCACCUCAUCUAUCAAGCAGAUGGAAGCCUUCGGAAGAUGUCUAAAAUUGAGCGUCUUAAUGCCCGUGUGGCGAAGCUGCUGACGGUGGCAGUGCAUGAGGUUCUGCAGGUGGUUAAAGAGACGGUAUCAGAGUAUCAGGAGAACACGGCCAGAACUCAGAGAGAGAACGAGAGUCUGAGGAAAAUUGUGCAGGAACUCCAGGACAAGAUGAAGAGCGAGAACACGGGUGAGUCAGAGUAGUAAAAGUGUAUGCUAGGCGCUACUGCUGUUGGGCCCUUGAGCAUUGCACUCUAAACCAGGUCGUUCCACCUCAAAGCACAAGAAAGAGGAUUUCGACACCCACCAUCUCAGAUAGUUAUGAAAUUGCUUCUGUUGUUAGAAACAGAUAAAAUUAGCAUUCCUACAACAUUAUUUUGUUUAAAUAUACUUUUGAUCGCUGAGAAAUUAAGCUAAUUAAUUGCACCCAAAUUGGCCAUAAAAAUUUAUAGGAUUCAUAUAAUAUUCAAUAAAUAUAGUACCUUACAUCUGAUUUGGACUUUAUUUUUUUAUUUUACAAUGAGUAAGAAAUCCAAAGAAAUUGUCAAAAGUCACCCCCACACCAAUCCCACCCCAACAACGAGUAUAUAGUAUCAGUUCUCUAUGUCUGACAUAGUACGAAGUUGUUAGGUUUAUGUCCCAUCCUACAUCCUGAUAUUACCAGGUUCUGACCACUAGGUGCUAUUAGGUGAUAGCCGUGACCCCCCCCCCCCCCCCCCCCCCCCCCCCCACACACACACACAUAAGCCUAAGAACUUCAAUUUGUAAUUUCUCUGAACAGGAAAAAAAGAAAAUCAAAAUUCACUGAUGAAGGAACAAUACAUCGAGCUGCAGCUCCAUACUACUUGUCAGCCAUAGAGAACUGAUACUGUAGACUCGUUUUUGGGGUGGGAUUGGCGUGGGUUGUCUGUGGAUGGCUUUUGACAAUUUCUUUGCAUUCCUAAUGUCUUACUCAUUGUUAGAAAAAAGUUUGGUCCAAAUCGAAUGUUAGGUACUACAGUCGUAUGAAAAAGUUUGGGCACCCCUGACAAUUUCCAUGAUUUCAAUUUAUAAAUAAUUUGGUGUUUAGAUCAGCAAUUUCAUGUAUCUAUCAAAUAACUGAUGGACACAGUAAUAUUUCAGUAGUGAAAUUAGGUUUAUUGGAUUAACAGAAAAUGUGCAAUAUGCAUCAAAACGAAAUUAGACAGGUGCAUAAAUUUGGGCACCCCAACAGAAAAAUCACAUCAAUAUUUAGUAGAGCCUCCUGUGCCUGUGGUCUUCCAUUUCCUCACUAUGUUCCUCACAGUGGACACUGACAGCUUACAUCUCUGCGAUAGCUUUUUGUAGCCUUCCCCUAAACCAUAAUGUUGAACAAUCUUUGUUUUCAGGUCAUUUGAGAGUUGUUUUGAGGCCCCCAUGGUGCCACUCUUCAGAGGAGAGUCUAAGAGAACAACAACUUGCAAUUGGCCACCUUAAAUACCUUUUCUCAUGAUUGGAUGCACUUGUCUAUGAAGUUCAAGGCUUAAUGAGCUCACCAAACCAAUUGUGUGUUCCAAUUAAUCAGUCCUAAGUAGUUACAGGUAUUCAAAUCAACAUGACAAGGGUGCCCAAAUGUUUGCAUAGCCUAUUUUUCACAUCUGAUUUAAUUUCAAACAACUUAAUAUUGCUACACUAAAAAUCGUUGUCUGGACAAUACCCCAGUACUCAGCUUUGAAUGGCAUGCCACUGUGAUCAUUUUCUGUGACGACAGAGUAAAUUAUUAUGCAGCCUCAGAGGGGUGCCCAAAUAUUUUCAUACGACUGUAUAUUUAUUGACUGUUAGUGCCUUCAGAAAUAAUCCACACACUCCUUGACUUAUUACACAUAUUGUUGUGUUACAGCCUGAAUUUAAAAUGGAUUAAAAACAUUUUUCCUCACCCAUCUACACACAAUACCCCAAAAUGACAAAGUGAAAGCAUGUUUUUAGAAAAUGUUGCACAUUUAUUUCAAAAUUACAUUUACGUAAGUAUUCACACCCCUGAGUCAAUACAUGUUAGAAUUACCUUUAGCAGCGAUUCUGGGUGCGUCUAAGAGCUUUGCACACCCGGAUUGUACAAUAUUUGCACAUUAUUAUUUUUAAAAUUCUUCAAGCUCUGUCAAGUUGGUUGUUGAUCAUUGCUAGACAGCCAGUUUCAAGUCUUGCCAUAGAUGUUUAAGCCAAUUUAAGUCAAAACUGUAACUAGGCCACUCAGGAACAUUAAAUAUCGUCUUGGUAAGCAAGUCCAGUGUAUAUUUGGCCUUGUGUUUUAGGUUAUUGUCCUGCUGAAAGGUGAAUCUGUCUCCCAGUGUCUGUUGGAAAUCAGACUGAACCAGGUUUUCCUCUAGGAUUUUGCCUGUGCUUAGCUUUAUUCAGUUUAUUUUUAACUAAAAAACUCCCUUGUCCUUGCUGAUGACAAGCAUACCCAUAACAUGAUGCAGCCACCACCAUGCUUGAAAAUAUGAAGAGUGGUACUCUGUGAUGUUUUGUGUUAGAUUUGCCCCAAACAUAACGCUUUGUAUUCUGGACAUAAAAUUAAUUUCUUAGCCAUUUUUUUUGUUGCAGUUUUACUUUAGUGCCUUAUUGCAAAAAUGAUGCAUGUUUUGGAAUAUUCUUUAUUCUGAACAGGCUUCCUUCUUUUCACUCUGUCAUUUAGGUUAGUAUUGUGGAGUAACUACAAUGUUGUUGAUCCAUCCUCAGUUUUCUCCUAUCACAGCCAUUAAACUGUAACUGUUUUAAAGUCACCAUUGGCCUCAUGGUGAAAUCCCUGAGCGGUUUCAUUCCAAUCCGGCAUCUGAGUUAGGAAGGACGCCUGUGUCUUUGUAGUGACUGGGUGUAUUGAUACACCAUCCAAAGUGUAAUUAAUGACUUCACCAUGUUCAAAGGGAUAUUCAAUGUCUGCUUUUUUAAUUUUUUACCCAUCUACCAAUAGGUGCCCUUCUUUGUGGGGCAUUGGAAAAACCUCCCUGCUCUUUGUGGUUGAAUCUGUGUUUGAAAUUCACUGCUCGACUAAGGAACCUUACAAUUAUCUGUAUGUGUGGGGUACAUAGAUGAGAUAGUCUUUCAAAAAUCAUGUUAAACACUAUUAUUGUACACAGUGGGUCCAUGCAACUUAUGCUACUUGUUAAGCAAAUUUUCAAUUCCUGAACUUAUUUGGGCUUGCCAAAACAAGGGGGUUUAAUACUUUCAACUUUUCAUUUUUUAUACAUUUGUAAAGAUUUCUCAAAACAUAAUUCCAGUUUGACAUUAUGAGGUAUUGUGUGCAGGCCAGUUACACAAUCUCAAUUCAUCCAUUUUAAAUUCAGGCUGUAACACAACAAAAUUGCCAAUUUGGGUGCAAUCAAUUAGCUUAAUUUCUCAGAGAUCAUAUUAUAUUUCAACAAAAUGUAUCAGGAAUGUUAAUAUUAUCUGUUUCUAACUACAUAAAUGUUUUCAGAACAAUCUGAGAUGGUGAGUGUCCUGGCUUGUUGAAAUGACAUGGAAUGACCCAACCCUAACAAGCUCCAGGGGCUAACCUCUUGUGUGUAUGUGUGGUCUCCAGGAGGUUGAGAACAAAAUAAAUACAGAAAGACACAUUUCCAUUUCACAAUUGACAAAUAAAAGUUUAUUGCUUAUGAUCACCAUCAGCUACCCUCCCCCAGUCAAUCUCCUAUUACCUUGCUAUAAGCCAAAAUACAUCUUGUUCAUGUUCACAGGUGCUGUGCAGACUGUGACUGUCCAACUUGAGCUGCAGAAUUGUAAGCAGGAACUUUCCCUGGGUGAGGACACUGAACUCUUCCCAUCUGAAGAGGAGUUGACAGAGAUUCUCUCUCCAGAGCCACAUGAUCGACUUACCAGCGAAAGACCCUUUGGAGUCCAAACAUUUGCCUUUCCUCCUGCUAUCAGUUUGAAAAAGAAGAGCAGGUCGUUCCACUCAGCGGGUGGCCCAAGGAGCUUGCUGACAGAGGAACGACCAGAGACGACCACACAGAGCAGAGAGUUGGAUCUUAAAUCUGAGACAGGACAUGAUACACUUGUAAAGGGACACCACACUCUGGAGACUGAUACUGCUCUGUCAGAAACAAUAUUGAGUCAUAUGAACUCCACUCACACCGUUUCAAACUCCCUUUUCCCAAACGAUUCCCCUCAGGCCUCUCAACCACUGCUGACUUUUGAGGAGAUCAAAACAGAACCUGAAGUGGAAGCGUAUGCCACAUAUUCAACACCAAAGCAUUUUUAUGACUGUGCAGGCUCAAGCCACAUUUUACCCCAGACCCAACUCAAUCGAGAGCCUCUUCAACCUAACUCAGGGUACUUCCAGCCAAACCAAAAUGGCUCGGAACCAUUUGCAUUGGGAAACAAUGCAGAAUCGACAUUGGACAGAUUUGAUGAACAGCACAAUACCCUCCCGUUUAGGAAAUCUUUUGGUGGAGCAGGAGGGUUGAGAAUACUCCAGCGACAUCUCGGUAGUGAAAAGCGCUACUGCUGUCCUCUGUGUGGCCGGUGCUUCAGUCAUGCGGGUGAUUUUAAAAAACACAAGAGGGUCCACACUGGUGAGAAGCCAUACUGUUGUUCUGUGUGCGGAAAGCGUUUCAGUCAGUCAGGCUACCUGAAAAUACACCAACGGUACCACACUGGAGAGCGACCGUAUGGCUGUACCCAGUGUGGAAAACGCUUCAGUCACUCUAGUAAUUUCAAGAAGCACCAGCUCACUCACCUAGGAUCAGUGCCAUAAUGUAUGAGAACAUAAGGGAUCUUUGACUGAGCGCAAUGACAUUUAUUUAGAGUUGGACAGAUUAAGUGUAUGGGGGAAAUGUUCAGGAAAGUGAAAGGAUCCUCUCUAGCAGAAGAGCAUUGCUUACUUUGUUUGACUUCACAUAAUUACUAAUCUUUGUUAGGGUUUUCUGAUGUGGACAAUAUUGUGAAAAGCUGUUUUUGACAUUUUCAACACCAAAUCUCACUGGUAGAAUUAAUGGGCAGGACCACAAUUUACUGUAUUAUUCCUAACAAUGGUGGUGUGGGUCUGGGAGUCUUCCUAUUUGGUCUUUACUACUAGUAAAUCUCUAGAAUGUGUGGAAUUCUUGUCAUUUUGAAUAAACA
Molecule: messenger RNA, 5112 nt
Organism: Coregonus sp. 'balchen'
Lineage: Eukaryota; Metazoa; Chordata; Actinopteri; Salmoniformes; Salmonidae
Source: the annotation of a GenBank genome assembly